GGAUCAGCAUGAGACGAACCAGUUCCCUCAAAUACGAACGUCCCCUGGCUGCGCUCUCCCCAGAGAUCUCUCAACUCCAUUUCGACAUCGACCUCAGCCUACCUUUCCGUCGUCCCUAAAGCUUGGCUUGUUAGUGCCCGGCGCGGCAUCCGACGCGCAUAUUCCCACACGCUCCGCAGGAGUUGGGAUUCGAACCGUUUGAAAGGCCCCACCUACUCGCUGCCUGUCUCGAUGGCGUCAAACAUCGCAGUUGCUGGCGUCGGCCCAGAUGCCUUCUCCGAGAAGAAGAACAAUGCGCUAGGCGAUAUCGAAACCGGCAGCACCCGCAUCGAACCAGCGCCCCCGAUCUAUAGCCCGGACGACGAGGGGAAAGAUGACUCUGAGUCGAUCAACUAUCACACCCUCACCUGGUGGCAAGCCGGAGUGGUCAUGAUUGCCGAGACCGUGUCACUUGGUAUCCUAUCACUCCCCGCCGUCGUGGCGACCCUCGGACUGGCUCCCGGACUCAUCGUUAUGGUCAUCAUGGGAUUCUUGUCGACGUACUCGGGCCUCGUCAUGGGCGAGUUCCGGAAACAGCACCCCUGGGUCCAAAGCUUCGGCGACGCUGGCGAGGUCAUGGGCAGGUCCAUCGGCAUGGGCAAGCUCUUUCAAGAGGUCUUUGGCUGGGCGCAAACCAUCUUCGUCAUCUUCGUUAUGGGCAGCCAUCUCCUGACAUGGACCAUCUGCCUUAACACCCUGACCAACAGCGCGGCGUGCACCAUCGUGUGGGGCGUCGUCGGCCUGGCCGUUUUCUGGGUGCUGAACACGCCUCGAACGCUGAAAGCGGCGGGCUACUACUCGUUCGCGUCGUUCGCGUCCAUCUUCACGGCCGUCUUGGUUACCAUGAUCGAUGUCGGCAUCGAGAAGCCCAUCGGCACCACCAGCAUCGAGGUGUCCCGCAGCGUUGGCUUCACGUCGGCCUUCCUGGCCGUCACCAACAUUGCCGUCGCCUUCAGUGGCCACUCGUGCUUUUUCGGCGUCAUGUCCGAGUUCAAGCAGCCAAGCGACUGGCCCAAGGCACUCAUGCUACUGCAGGUCUGUGAUACGGUCCUCUAUGUCGUCGUCUCGGUCGUCAUUUACGUCUACGUCGGCCCCAACGUCCCGUCGCCCGCCCUGUCGGCCGCCGGCUCGCACGUGGUUAGGAAGGUCAUUUGGGGCAUCGCCAUCCCGACCAUUGUUAUCGCCGGCGUCAUCUAUGGCCACGUCGCCGCCAAGUACGUUUUCGUGCGACUCUUUGGGGCCACCAAGCACCUUCACAAGCGCACGGCGCUCGGCUGGUUCGGCUGGCUGGGCAUCACGGCUGCCCUCUGGGCCAUCGCCUGGAUUAUCGCGCAGUCUAUUCCCGUUUUCAGCAACCUGCUGGGCCUGGUAUGCGCCCUGUUCGCCAGCUGGUUCUCGUAUGGCAUUCCCGGCUCGCUGUGGCUGUGGAUGUACUACGGCGAGUGGUUCUCGAGCCCCCGGCGCAUCGCCCUGUUCUCGCUUAACGCCUUGCUGGUGCUGGUCGGCACGCUGCUGUGCGUCCUGGGUCUGUGGGCCUCGGGAGAGGCGAUUGCGAGGGAUUCGGGGACGGAUCCAUGGAGCUGCAAGAGCAAUGCUGGACAGUAGAUAUGGAGAACUGUUUAUAUUUACGAAUGAGAGACGACAAUGUACAUGUUUCGCUUUUGGUAUGUCUACUUGCUGCUGUGGCGCCCUGUGAUGUUAUCGUGGC
Parathielavia appendiculata is the source of this 1747-nucleotide messenger RNA. RefSeq lists its product as uncharacterized. The transcript is spliced from 2 exons. The record is from RefSeq and is a predicted model, not a curated record. NCBI's taxonomy places the organism in Eukaryota, Fungi, Ascomycota, Sordariomycetes, Sordariales, Chaetomiaceae. Gene Ontology annotation, biological process: amino acid transmembrane transport. Gene Ontology annotation, molecular function: L-amino acid transmembrane transporter activity. Bases 232 to 1644 code for a protein of 470 amino acids.